AUGCUCUGCUCUCCGAGCGAAUUCAUGAUAUGCAAGUCAAAGCCGAUUACGGAAAUGAUCCCCGAGCUCAUGAACGAGACUGUCGCUGCCUUAAGCGUCCUGGGCGGUAUACUGUGCCUAAUCUCGUGGCCGACCAAUACCGCUCCUGCUCCCGCUUGGCCGGAACAGUUCCCUGACAUCUCGACGUCGGAUGAAGAGAUUGUAGGCCGUGUAAGUGCAACCGAUCUCUGCUAG
Molecule: messenger RNA, 234 nt
Organism: Letharia columbiana
Lineage: Eukaryota; Fungi; Ascomycota; Lecanoromycetes; Lecanorales; Parmeliaceae
Exons: 2
Coding region: 1-234 (77 amino acids)
Source: RefSeq, a predicted model, not a curated record